UCCUACCACACCAGCUGGUAGUGGUGGUUACCACGAAAAAAAAAAAAAAUCUCACUCUAACCACCACCUUUUAACCCCCAUUCCUCCGCCUAAUUCCCCUCUCCUCUGCAUAUAAAUUCUCCUCAUCACACUCACUGUCCAGAUAAUAGUUCCAACUCUUUCUUUCUCAGUAAAAAAAUGGCAUCAAAAAAGCCAAACCAUGUAGUGGUGAUGGCAUUUCCAUACGGAACACAUGCAAUGCCAUUGUUCAAUCUUGUACGCAGAUUAGCAAUACAAGCACCAACAUUAACGUUUUCAUUCUUCUCAACAUCUAAAUCCAAUCAAUCAGUUUUUGGAACAUCAUCAAAUGAUAACAUACCAAGUAAUAUCAAGUCGUAUGAUGUUGAUGAUGGAGUACCAAAAGAUUUUACAGGACAUCAUAUGGCUGAGAUGAUUUUCUUUCUGAAAUCUAUGGUUGAGAAUUAUAAAAAUGGGAUUCAUUCUGUGUAUGGUGAUGAGAUGAAGAUGAUCAAGUGUUUCAUAUGUGAUUCUUUCAUGUAUUUUGGAAGUGAUAUGGCUGAUGAACUGGGUGUUCCUAUGGUUUCGUUCUGGACCGCUGGUCCUUGUUCUUUAUCCACUCAUUUUUAUACUGAUCUUAUCCGUCAAUCCAUUACUCUGGGGCCUAAUGGACGCGAAGAAGAAAUCAUUGACUUCGUCCCAGGAUUAUCUCUUAUAAGAAUCAGAGACUUGCAAGAAGGUAUUAUUUUCGGAGGCUUGGAAUCAGAAUUCUCAAUUAUGUUGCAUAAAAUGGGAUCAACGUUGCCACGCGCUGCUGCGGUUACCAUGAAUUCCUUUGCGGAACUAGACUUGCCGAUUAUCGAAGAUUUCAAAUGCAAGUUUCAGAAGUGUCUGACAUUAGGUCCAUUUACACUAACUUCUAAAAAUUCAUCUCAUAUUCAUGAUGAUCCCAGUGGGGGUCUUACAUGGUUAGACAAGCAAAGCCCAAAUUCAGUAGCUUAUAUUAGUUUUGGCACAUUGACUACACCACCACCACAUGAACUCGCUGCCUUAGCAGAAGGGUUGGAAGAAAGUGGUGUACCAUUUUUGUGGUCAUUGAAAGACCAUUUGGUUUGCCAAUUGCCUAAUGGAUUCCUUGAAAGGACUAGCAAGACGGGGUUCAUUGUUCCAUGGACGCCGCAACAACGAGUACUUGGGCACCAUGCAGUUGGUGUUUUUGUGACACAUUGUGGAUGGAAUUCAGUGAUGGAAAGCAUAACGGCUGGUGUGCCAAUGAUAUGCCGUCCAUUUUUCGGCGAUCAGAGAAUUAACUGUCGGAUGGUGUCGGACGUUUGGGGGAUAGGUACUAGGAUUAAAGAUGGAGUGUUCACGAAAGACGGAACGAAGGAUUGUUUAGAUAUGAUCUUAUAUGAGGAGAAAUUCAGAGAGAGGAUUGGUGCCCUCAGAAGUCUUGCAAAACAUGCUGUUGGUCUAGAAGGGAGUUCUACCAAGAAUUUCAAUACUCUGGCAGAGAUAGUGGUAAUGCUUGGAUCAAGUCCAAUUUCAUUAUCGAGCUGCAAGAUGGAAGGUGCAUCUCCAGCCUCUCAAUCCCCUGCAGCUGAGUCUACUCAAGUGACAGCUUCUGCAACACCAACACCUCAAUUUGAUGCUACACAAGAAACUCAGCAGGCUACACAUGACCCAGCAGCUGAAACUGAACCAAAGAAGAAGGGAAAAGUGAGGUCGAUAGUAUGGAAUGAUUCUACAAGGCUCAAUGACAAACAAGCUCAAUGUAAGCACUGCAAGAAGAAGUUGCAAGCAGAUAGUCAAGGAAAUGGCACCUCCAACAUGAAGACCCAUUUAGGCACAUGUUGGUAG
This is a messenger RNA of Papaver somniferum (opium poppy), 1854 nucleotides long. Its product is annotated as anthocyanidin 3-O-glucosyltransferase 7-like. The transcript has 4 exons. Lineage: Eukaryota; Viridiplantae; Streptophyta; Magnoliopsida; Ranunculales; Papaveraceae. The record is from RefSeq and is a predicted model, not a curated record. Bases 178 to 1854 code for a protein of 558 amino acids. Gene Ontology annotation, molecular function: DNA binding; UDP-glycosyltransferase activity.